AUGCUCUUUGAGCUACCUCUCUCCAAUCCGAAAAAUAUUGCUAUGUACUUAGAUGUUCAAUUAACAAGUGAUGCCCUUAGUGGACCCAAAAGAAUCACAAUAAAUCCUCUACAAAAUUUCUCAUAUCUUGUCACUUAUUGUCCAGCUGCUACCGGCUAUAGAGAAGAAAGUAUUAUUUUUCAGCCUGAGGAUGCCUUAGAGUUUUGGUAUUUACUGAAAAUAACUACCAAAUUGCCAAAUCCAGUCGUGAUGCGAGAAAUAACGUGUGAGCUUGGAGAGAAAACCACUCAAAUCAUCUCCUUCAUUAACCCAACAUAUGAAACAUUAGAACUGGAGACAACAACAAACAGCAACCCUAUUAAUUUUUUUUUUGAUUGCAAAAACCCACCACCAUGGAAGGUGAAUCCUUACUCUACUACAGAGUUGGCUGUCUACUUCAAACCUACUGCAAUAGGGCGGCAGGAUCAACAAGCUAUAAUUAGCUUCCGUUGUGUUCAGUUUAAAGAGUGGAAAUAUGUGUUAUCUGGAAUUGGACUCUUCCCCCAGCCUCUCAGAAAAAUAAGAGUAUCUGCAGCACUCCAUAUGCCUUCAUCCCUCAUUAUAUCAUUAAAGAAUCCUACAAAGGAAGAUGUGAUAGUCAAUAUCAGUUUAACAAAUCAAGAGCCCCUAAAAGAACUCGUACUUGAUGAGUCCUGGGAUAGUUACCUUAUUGCACAUCUGGCUUUCAAGUUUGAUUUUCCAAGGAGAACAAAAGGAAUUGCAUUGCCCCCUAAAGGAAUGAUAGAAUUCCCUGUGGUUUUUGCCCCUAAAGAGAUGAAACUAUAUAAUACUUUCCUUGUUAUUCAGAUGUUAAGGGCAAAUGGAGAAAUGUGGCCUGUUGACAAUUUUUAUGAAUUGAAUGAAGAGACGAAACGAAUGGUGAAAAUAUGCUCUGGAGAAGUCAAAGCAAUACACUGGAUACAGCCAUUCGCUGGAUUUGCACAUAUGAUAUCUAAGACUGCUAAAGUCAUAACAUGCCAAGCAAAAAAGCAAGUAAAAGAGAAAGUGGAAGUCAUAUUGACUGGUGACUUUUUUGGACCAAAUCCUACGCCAGGAAUGGCAAAAUUCAUAGUGAUGAAAAAAAUGGAUAAAAAAAAUGAGUUUUAUAAAAAAAUCUCUGAAAAAAUUAGAAAAUUCGAGUAUGAAAUUGAAUAUGAAUCCAACAAAAUGAAGUCUAGCUUAAAAUCCUUCGUAACUAUAUAUUUGAAAAAAUUAAGUUGUAAAAUCAAGAAAAACCAGAUAAAACUUGUUUUCAUGCUGCUAUUUAAACCAAUGAAACCAGUGAGGUCUGAAGUUAUGCUGAAAAUAAAUAGCAUAAAGGAUGGGAUGUGGAAAUAUCCCUUAAUAUUACAUGCUACUGAACCCGAGGUGGAUGGAAUAAUUAACAUACCAGGAGCUGGUCUGUUUAAGAAAUCUAUUUCUCCUGUCAGGCUGAUAAAUUUGAAAAGAAACACAGAACCUUUCACGGCAUACUUCCUACCUGGCAGUGAUCCUGAGUUUUCUGUAAAUCCUGAAGUUGGAAAAGUCCCUCCUCUUACCUCUGAUGGAACCUUAGUUAAUGUGGGAUUUAUGCCCCAGAUGUACGGCAAGAAAUACAAAGCAAUGUUAGUAAUAGAGACAGUAGAGCUGUACUGGAAGUUUGAAAUAAAUGGAUUACCAGAAACUCCCUUAUCCCUAGAGAAUGUCCAAGCCAGAAUUGAUGCAUCUAAUGACAAAUUUGAAAACAGAUUAAUAAUAAGCACAAUGUUGUCAAAGAAAAAAAAGAUAUAG
This is a messenger RNA of Elephantulus edwardii (Cape elephant shrew), 1809 nucleotides long. Its product is annotated as chromosome unknown open reading frame, human CXorf30. Bases 1 to 1809 code for a protein of 602 amino acids. The record is from RefSeq and is a predicted model, not a curated record. The transcript has 13 exons. NCBI's taxonomy places the organism in Eukaryota, Metazoa, Chordata, Mammalia, Macroscelidea, Macroscelididae.